AAAUUUGUAAAAUCCACCAUUUGAAAGUAUUCGUAUUAACUUUUAAUGUUUCGUGAUAAAAUAACCCAUCCCAUAGCUAGUCUUUCACAUAAUAAAAAUUCAUAAACCUUAUUUUUUCAUCUUAAUCAAAUCCUUAAGCAGGUGCUCCAUAAUAACUUUCAUUAGAGCUAAAUUGAAGAACAAAAGAAACUUUUCUCUCAAUCUUUCUCUCUCCUACAAGCCAUGGAUGAAGAAUUGCUGGAAUUGCAGAAACAGUUCGAAUUCGCUCAACAAGCUAAAUCAAGUAUCCGAUUAUCUGAUAGAAAUGUCGUCGAAUUGGUUCAGAAACUUCACGACCUUCAAAUCAUCGAUUUUGAUCUCCUCCACACUGUUUCCGGCAAAGAAUACAUUACUCCUGAACAAUUACGCUUGGAAAUAUGUUCUGAAGUAAAGAGGCUAGGGCGUGUUUCUUUGAUUGAUCUUACCGAUAGUAUUGGUGUUGAUUUAUAUCAUGUAGAGAGACAGGCUCAAGUUGUAGUGUCUGAUGAUCCUGAGCUUAUGUUAAUUCAAGGAGAAAUUAUUUCAAAAUCUUAUUGGGAUACUAUGGCUGAAGAAAUUAAUGAAAGACUUCAGGAAUGCAGUCAGAUUGCCGUGGCUGAGCUUGCUGCACAAUUACAAGUGGGUUCUGAGCUGAUAUCAUCAAUGUUGGAGUCACGGCUUGGGACUUUGAUUAAAGGUAGACUUGAAGGUGGGCAACUGUAUACCCCUGCUUAUGUUGCACGUGUAAAUGCAAUGGUUCGCGGUGCUGCAAGGGGUAUAACAGUUCCAAUGAAUUUGUCAGCCUUGUGGAGCUCUUUGCAGCAGUUACUACAGGGAAUGGAUGGUGCUACUGGUGUGGCUGUGGACAACUCAUUUUUCCAGACAUUGUUCAAUGGGUUGCUGAAGGAAGUGGAAAUCCUUGGUUCUCUUCGUGCUGGAGUUCACUGGACACCCGCUGUCUUUGCUUCAGCUCAGAAGGAAUUUGUGGAUUCUUUCCUUUCACAGAAUUCCUUCAUAAGCUAUGACUCUCUUCAAAAAUUAGGAAUACCCCAGCCCAUGCAAUACUUACAGUCCAGGUAUCCUGAAGGCAUUCCUUUGGUAACCAUGUUUAUUCACCCCUCAAUGAUUGAGAUGCUAGAUGCAGCUAUAGAGGAUGCGGUUGAACGUAAUAGCUGGAUUGAUUCUCUUACAGUGUUGCCCUCUUUAUGUGACUCACAAGAUGCAUAUAAGAUUUUGUCCUUGUGCCCAUCUGUACAGUCUGCACUCAAGUCCAACAGAGCACUCAUUGUGGGAGAGUCCUAUGUCCUUAGCGAUGGCUUUAUAAAGGAUGUCUUCACUCGACUAGAUAAAGAGAUGCAAACCACUAUUCCUAUAUCUUCUGCUUCCAAAAUAGAUGAUGAGAAACAUCCAAUCAAGGAAAGCAAAGGUGGGAAUGACUCAGGUAGAUUAUCUGAGUUAAAUGAUGUCAGUACUGAGUGCGGAAAUAGACCAGCCAUGGAGAGAGGUUCAAAGAAGAAGAAAGGAAAAUCUUCAGGGAAUCCUAGGAGUUCUGCCUCUGAAAGUGAUCUAAAUAAGCAAGAACCUAUUCCUUCGAAAUCUAAGAGAAACCAGAGAAAAGGCAAAGAUUCUUCUGUUUCACAUGUUUCAGAGUCAAAAAGAUCAAAAGAGGAUAGUGUUGGUGCUCCUUCAGAGGAGUGGAUAAUCAAUAAAGUAUUGGCUUUGGUUCCUGAGUUUGAAGAGCAAGAUGUGGAUGAUCGUGAGACAAUUCUUAAACCCCUGGCAAAUCAGUUGAGGCCUAUGCUGGUCACUUCAUGGAAUGAAAGGAGAAGGGUAAUGUUAGCUGAAAAUUCAGAUAGAAUGAAACGCGUGCUUGAUAACUUGCAAAAGAAGCUUGAUGAGUCUUAUAUGAACAUGCAGCUUUAUGAAAAAGCAUUGGAUUUGUUUGAAGAUGACCAAGCAACAUUUGUUGUAUUACACAGACAUUUGCUUAGAACUACUGGAGCCUCAAUUGCUGACAUGCUUUUAUUUAACUUGGAUGUCUACAACAAAUUGAAGAAUGGAAUUCCAGUAGAAGAAUCGCAAAAUUCAGAGUCUGUGUCUCUCAGUUCUGGUGAAAGGACUUCCAUUGCAAAGAGUUUGCAUGGUUCACUUUCAGUCAAGGCUGUCGCUUUGGUGGAAUCUGUGGAAGGAAAGCAAAUGGAUAUUUUCAUGACUGCAUUGGCAACAUUGGUGGAAGAAAGUGGAUUAUUUUUGAAGAAACUUGAUAAGAAAUUGGAAAAGGCACUAUUGCAUUCGUAUCGCAAGGAUCUCACAUCUCAGGUAUCCAUGGAAAAUGACCCAGUUUUACUUCUACCAAAAGUCGUCUCUUUGCUUUAUUUGAAGAUUCAUAAUAAAGCUCUUCAGGCUCCAGGAAGAGCCAUGUCUAUUGCUGUUUCUCGGUUGAAGGAUAAGUUGGAUGAUUCGGCUUUCAAAACCUUAAUGGACUAUCAUUCUGCAACGGUGGCACUUUUAUCAAUAUUGUCAGCAUCUACUAAUGAUGAAGACGACUGUGCAUCAGACAGGAUUGCAACCAAGAAGGAGCUUCUGGAGAGCCUGAUGCCAACACUGAAAGGUUUAGUUUUGGGAAGUACAAUUACCCAACCUCAGGUUGCUAGCUGAUCACUCUGACGUACAUGGUCAUUCUAAGAAUCAGAUUGGAAAGAAAGGGAUUUAUAAAAUUACAAAGACUUGCGCAGUAGCAAAAGCCACAGAAAAACCACUACCUAAUUACUCCACAACGCAUUGCAAAUACUCUUUAGCAUUGUAUUAAUCAUGCAGCUUUUAGGGUAUUUAGCAAAUAUUGUACAUUAGCAUCUACUCCGUAGUUAUAAAAUAUUGACUUGGAAGCUUAGAUUAAUAUCCUUACUAAUAAAGUGAAAGCAUCAACGUUCCCUUUGCA
Molecule: messenger RNA, 2956 nt
Organism: Chenopodium quinoa (quinoa)
Lineage: Eukaryota; Viridiplantae; Streptophyta; Magnoliopsida; Caryophyllales; Amaranthaceae
Product: E3 UFM1-protein ligase 1 homolog
Exons: 20
Coding region: 223-2676 (817 amino acids)
Biological process (GO): protein K69-linked ufmylation; regulation of proteasomal ubiquitin-dependent protein catabolic process; response to endoplasmic reticulum stress
Cellular component (GO): endoplasmic reticulum membrane
Molecular function (GO): UFM1 ligase activity
Source: RefSeq, a predicted model, not a curated record